Letharia lupina is the source of this 1860-nucleotide messenger RNA. RefSeq lists its product as uncharacterized. Lineage: Eukaryota; Fungi; Ascomycota; Lecanoromycetes; Lecanorales; Parmeliaceae. Gene Ontology annotation, molecular function: pyridoxal phosphate binding; cystathionine gamma-synthase activity. Gene Ontology annotation, biological process: transsulfuration. The transcript has 7 exons. The coding region runs from base 1 to 1860 and encodes 619 amino acids. The record is from RefSeq and is a predicted model, not a curated record.
AUGGCCACUGCCACCACCGCAAAAAUGCUGUCCCUUGAGGUCGGCGAGUCAAUUCCCCCUAACACGGCUCACGCGGUAAGCGUUUCCUUGCCAACAUGGAAGGCCAAUGUUGGUUAUGAGGAGGGCGAAGAUUGGGUAUUGAGCAAGAUGAAAACCGGCUACCCCCGAUUUUUCAUUCAUAAAACAAUCGAGGCAUUCGCCGAGGCAAUCGUACAGCGGCACGGCUCCCCCAUAGAGGAAGCAUUCUUGUUCCCUUCUCAUGCCGUCUCCGCGAGAUGUGUUCAGUUCCUGAGGGACCAGGUUCAGUCCCUUACGGCCCACUCAGUGCGGAUCGUUGAUCUGUAUCCGAAUGCUGGUCUGCCAAAUGGUGCCGGGAACUCCGAUGGAGCAUCCACGAAGCCAAUUGUCUCGGCUGUUUUGUUUCCCCAAGAUCAUGCCAAGAUUGCCAAGACUUUCUGGCAACACUCAGGCGAUGGUAUCUCUAGUCGACGAGCUGAAUACUGUCAUGACGCUCUCAAUGAGGGCCGCUUGACGACGAAGGGAGUCGCAUGCGAGAAAAGUAACGCUCAUAGCUUCAUAUCACCAAGCAAAGGACCACGAAGGUACCAAAAGAAAGACUCCGUGGACCUGUCUGCACACAAGACAAGUGAAGCCACAUACGGCCUUGAAGGAAAAGACUCAAAGCAAUUUGUUGAAGAGCGUUUUGGAAGGAAUCUUGAUGUGUCUCUCGCGGCUAACGCUAAGCUCGCGAUACGAAGACGUAUUGCUGGGGCAUUGACUGCUAAUGUUGAUCUACACGAAGCAUUGAAGAUGUCAAAGCCGCCAGCUCGCAAAGCCCACGUCGAAGGCUUUUCAGAAGACGAUGUAUACCUGUAUCCUUGCGGCAUGAGUUCAAUCUUUAACACCCACAGGACCAUGAUGGCUUGCAGGGGCCCAAGAAAAAGCAUCAGCUAUGGAUUUCCUUAUAUCGAUACUCUGAAAAUUCUGGAAAAAUGGGGUCCUGGGUGCUUAUUCUACGGUCACGGAUCAUCUGCAGACCUCGACGACCUGGAACAGCGGUGUGAAGCUGGUGAGAAAUACCUUGCUCUUUUCUGCGAAUUUCCUGGCAACCCUCUUCUGAAAACUCCUGAUCUUCGCCGGAUUCGAUCACUUGCCGAUCGUUUUGAUUUUGCCGUGGUUGUUGAUGAGACGAUUGGAAAUUUCAUCAACGUGCAUGUCCUACCCUACGCAGACGUGGUUGUUAGUAGCCUGACCAAAGUCUUUACCGGAGAAUGUAAUGUAAUGGGCGGGAGCUCUGUCCUUAAUCCGCAGAGCCGAUACUAUGUUGAAUUGAAAGAAGUAAUGGAGCAAGAUUACGAGGACAAUUAUUGGCCAGAGGAUGCAAUUUAUAUGGAGAGAAACAGUCGAGACUUUGUUUCACGGAUUGACAGGAUCAACACCAAUGCAGAAGCAAUAUGCGACAAACUCAAGGCCGCUUCAAUUGUUAAGGAAGUAUAUUAUCCCAAGUACAGCGCGACGCGGGAAUUCUACGAUCAAUAUCGCAACGCCGAUAAAGGAUACGGAGGCCUUCUUUCAGUGACUUUGAGAACACCAGAGCAAGCGGUGAUCUUUUUUGAUGAACUUGAAACGGCCAAGGGGCCGAGCUUGGGCACGAACUUCACGUUAAGAGCGGGCAAUCACGGUAUGGCAGUAUCUACAUUAGAGAACAGCUAUGAACCGCGAAAGCCAGCUAGAAGGAGGGCCGAGGCCCUCAAAUUGGAGGGAACGACAAUUGGGUUUGCCCACGUUCCGGGUCGCGCAUUCUACGCGUUGAUUAGCAAGAUGGACGAAAACUCACUGCAUGGAGAUAGAGUUACUUGA